GGAACAUUUCCCGCCAAAUCCUUCUCACUAAAACCCUCCUCCCACCAGAAACCAUCUCCUUUCUCUCUCUACCUCCAUCCCUCCUCCGCCUCCUUCACCCAGAAACCCUAGCUCUGUCUCUCUGAGCAUCAAUGGCUGCUUCAACUCCUAGAACCAAAACCUUCCAAUCCCCAAACAAAACCCCAACUAACAGCAUCUAUCGCAAAUCGUACCUAUCUCCUUCUUCUUCUUCAGCAACGCGAUCGCAUCUCACUCCCCAAACCCCACAGACUCUCACUCCUCUCCGCAGAUCCGCUCGCCAUGUCUCCCGCAAGAUCGAUCUCGGAGACAACGACCAAGAGAAUCUCAAUCCUCCGAUUGAAGAAAUGAAUCUCAUCCGAAAGCGGGAGAGAGCGCCCAGAAAACAACCCACCGAUGAUCUCCAAACUCCGAAGAAGAGCAAAUCCAAAUCCAAUGUCGACGAGGUUUCCUUCUCUCCUGUAUCUCCGAUUCGAUCGGAGAAGAAGAGGAAAACCGCCGAAAGAAGCUCCAACAAGAGAGUUUACUACACCAAAGUCGAAUUCGAUUCCGUCGAGUUCCAAAUAGGCGACGAUGUUUACGUUAAGAGAAAAGAAGACGAAGAAGACGACGACGACGCCGAAUUCGAAGAUUGCCGGAUCUGCUUCAAAUCAGGAAGUAGCAACAACGUGAUGCUCGAGUGCGACCAUUGCUUAGGCGGGUUCCAUCUCAAAUGCUUGAAGCCGCCGUUGAAAGAAGUCCCCGAAGGCGAUUGGAUCUGUCAGUUUUGUCAAGGCCACACGCUCGAGGCUCCGAAGCCACCGGAAGGGAAGAAGGUGGCGAGAACCGCGAGGGAGAAGCUUCUCUCGAGCGAUCUAUGGGCUGCUCGGAUCGAGAAGCUAUGGAGAGGAGCGGACGGUGUGUAUUGGGUUCGUGCUCGUUGGUAUAUGAUACCUGAAGAGACUGCUUCGGGGCGUCAACCGCAUAAUCUGAAACGAGAGGUUUAUUUAACGAAUGAUUUUGCUGACGUGGAGAUGAGAUCUGUGCUUAGGCAUUGUUUUGUCAAGUCUCCUAAGGAGUUUGCGAAGGCGAGUAACGAUGGUGAUGAUGUGUUUUUGUGUGAGUAUGAGUACGAUGUGCAUUGGCAUAGCUUCAAGCGUUUGGCUGAAUUGGCUGAUGGAGAUUGCGAGAGUGAUGACCAUGAGUGGAUGAAAGAAGAAGAAGAGGUUGGUGAUAGUGAUGAUGAAGUGAUGGAGGUUGAAGAUGAAGCAAGUGUGCGUGAUUCCAAGAGUAAGAGAGGUUUAGCGAGUUCAAAAGCUGCUAAUUCGCUUAAAGGAAGGUUCUUUGGACUCGACAAGGUCGGAGCGAAGAGGAUUCCUGAGCAUGUGAGAUGCCAUAAGCAGAGUGAGUUGGAGAAAGCGAAAGCUACUUUGUUGUUGGCGACAAGGCCUAAGUCUCUUCCUUGUAGGAACAAGGAGAUGGAAGAGAUCACUGCGUUUAUAAAAGGUUCCAUCUCGGAUGAUCAGUGUUUAGGAAGGUGUAUGUACAUUCACGGUGUUCCCGGGACAGGGAAGACUGUUAGUGUGCUAUCUGUUAUGAAGAAUCUGAAGGCUGAGGUUGAAGCAGGGAUCGUAAGCCCGUAUUGCUUCGUGGAGAUCAACGGUCUCAAACUGGCUUCGCCUGAGAAGAUUUACACUGUGAUCUACGAAGCAUUGAGUGGUCAUCGCGUUGGUUGGAAGAAAGCUUUACACUCUCUGAAUGAGAGAUUUUCAGAAGGGAAACGUAUUGGGAAAGAGGACGAGAAGCCUUGCAUACUUCUCAUCGACGAGCUUGAUCUUCUGGUUACUAGAAACCAGUCUGUUCUAUACAACAUUUUGGAUUGGCCCACCAAGCCUAACUCCAAGCUGAUUGUGUUGGGGAUAGCCAACACUAUGGAUCUUCCGGAGAAGCUGCUUCCUCGGAUCUCAAGCCGAAUGGGUAUACAGAGACUAUGCUUCGGUCCUUAUAACCACACUCAGCUACAAGAAAUCAUCUCCACAAGGCUGAAAGGGAUCGACGCUUUCGAGAAGCAAGCCAUUGAGUUUGCUUCGAGGAAAGUAGCUGCGAUCUCAGGAGAUGCAAGACGUGCCCUCGAGAUAUGCAGGCGUGCAGCUGAAGUGGCGGAUUACCGUCUAAAGGACAACACAUCUGCAAAGAACCAGCUGGUGGUUAUGUCAGAUGUUGAAGCGGCGAUCCAAGAGAUGUUUCAAGCACCUCACAUUCAAGUUAUGAAGAGCGUUUCGAAACUGAGUAAGAUCUACUUGACGGCUAUGGUUCAUGAGCUUUACAAGACAGGAAUGGCUGAGACAACGUUUGAUAGAGUGGCGACGACUGUGUCGUCUCUUUGCGGAACCAAUGGAGAAGCUUUUCCUGGUUGGGACGUUCUUCUCAAAGUGGGUUGCGAGCUUGGUGAAUGCAGAAUCAUUCUCUGUGAGCCUGGAGAGAGGCAUAGGUUGCAGAAGCUGCAGCUGAACUUUCCAAGUGAUGAUGUUGCUUUUGCAUUGAAAGACAACAAGGAGCUUCCAUGGCUGGGAAAUUACUUGUGAGUUUUUUUCUUUUUGCUGAUUAUUGAAUCCAGAAACUUUAUUUUAAGUUAAAAGACUUAGUUUUGUUGAUUCAUGUUGGAUGAUCAUCUGGAUUUGUAUCUGUUUUUCGUUUUGAAAUGUUGUCAUGUAUUCCUUUGUUUGUGUAAUCACAUACAGAGUUAUGUUUUUUAUUCUUCAUAUGCAAGAACAUGGUCUCUCCAUGUUAUUGAGAAAGCAAACGUUAUCA
Messenger RNA from Brassica oleracea var. oleracea, 2808 nucleotides. RefSeq names its product origin of replication complex subunit 1B-like. The transcript has a single exon. Gene Ontology annotation, cellular component: nuclear origin of replication recognition complex. Gene Ontology annotation, molecular function: chromatin binding; ATP binding; DNA replication origin binding. Bases 132 to 2582 code for a protein of 816 amino acids. The record is from RefSeq and is a predicted model, not a curated record. Gene Ontology annotation, biological process: mitotic DNA replication checkpoint signaling; DNA replication initiation. Lineage: Eukaryota; Viridiplantae; Streptophyta; Magnoliopsida; Brassicales; Brassicaceae.